AUGCUCUUCGCUUGGCUUGCCCAUCGUCGAGCGUGCCAGACGAAACAGGAAGAGCGGGGGGCAAGGAUCAAGGAUCUCGCGCCAUCGUUCCAUGAACCGCUCGAUACAACAGAUAAAGCCGUUUUGGAGCAGCCAAUAGGAGCCCUUGUCGAGGAUGUACGCACCGGAAGACGGGACCCUGUCGACAUUCUGACAGCAUACAGCAAGAAAGCGCUCAAGGCCCAUGAAGCAACCAACUGUUUAACGGAGAUUCUGAUAUCUUCUGCGGUCGACUGGGCAAAAGAUUGUAACAAAGAAGGACCGCUCGCUGGAGUGCCAAUUAGUUUGAAAGACACUGUCAAUGUCCAGGGGUGGGAUUCCUGCAUUGGGUAUUCUGCGUGGGUUGGCAAGCCUGCGCAGAAGGACUCUGCGCUCAUCCGCCUCUUGCACGACGCUGGUGCGGUCCCCUUCGUCAAGACCAACAUUCCGAUAACCCUCCUGACAUUCGAGUCGUACUCGGACGUGUUCGGUCGCACUACGAACCCGCAUAGCGAUAAGAAGCACUCUGCAGGAGGCUCUACCGGGGGUGAAGCGGCCCUUCUUGCGUAUGGAGGAUCACGCAUCGGCAUUGGGACAGAUGUUGCAGGGUCCGUGCGUAUCCCAGCGCAUUAUUCUGGUAUCUACACCAUCAAAGCAUCAACUGGACGGUUCCCUAAGACGGGGAACACCACGAGCAUACCAGGUCAGGAGGGCAUACCCGCGGUGUAUUCUCCCAUGGCGCGUACGUUAAGGGACUUGGAGUACUUCUGGAAAGCGGUAGUGGGGAUGAAACCUUGGGAAUAUGAUCCCACGUGUCAUCCAAUUCCCUGGAGGUCCAUUGAGCUCAAGAAUGUGAGAUGGGGUGUUAUGUGGGACGACGGGGUCGUGGCGGCUUCUCCCGCAUGCAAACGCGCCCUUCAGACAGUGGUCGAGACACUUCGCAAGAAUGGACACGAAGUUGUCGACGUUACCCCUCCAUCACCUUACGAGGCCCUGCGCAUCGGCUCCGCCCUCAUUCUCGCCGACGGCGGUGAAGCCAUCAUCUCGCCAAUGCGACCAUUUGAAUCGAAUGACCUCGGUGUCGCUCAGGCUGUACACAUGCUUCGCAUUCCCUCCUUCCUGCGUAAACUUUAUACGCUCUACGUGCGCUACAUCAAGCGCGACGAGAUAUAUGCCGGCCUGCUAGACGGGUGGCGCGCAAAGAGCGUCUCUGAAUUCUAUCCACUCGUGGCGGAGCGAGAAGCAUACAAAGUGAAGUGGUGGGAUUGGUGGAAGGCCCAAGAACUGGAUUUCAUCCUCUGUGUGCCGAACGCUCUUCCUGCGGUCCCGAAUGAUGGGAUGAAGGACGGGUUCCCUGCGUGUGGCUACACAUUUCUAUUCAAUGUGCUGGACUAUUCUGCAGGUGUACUUCCUGUAAUACAUGUCGACCAUGGGCUGGACGCCUUGCCCCCCUUCAGAGCUCGUAAUAACGUCGAGAAGAGGGCGUACAGACAGUAUGACUCCGAAGGUGUGGGAAAGCUGUGCCGAUAUGCCGGGAUCUCGAAUCAACACGAACAAACAAGGCUCCCGUCGUCCACAGAAAUCUUGCCAUCAUCGUCGACAUCCUCAAGACAUCCCUCAUCGACAACAAUGCCUCUCCAAGAAUACCAAGUCGUCGGCCGCCACUUGCCCACCGAGUCGGAUCCGACUCCCAAAAUCUACCGCAUGCGCAUCUUUGCUCCUAAUGAGGUCGUCGCAAAGUCCCGUUUCUGGUAUUUCCUGAGGCAAUUGAAAAAGGUCAAGAAGGCCAGUGGUGAAAUCAUUGGCGUCAAUGUCAUCCACGAGAAAAAGCCCCUUAAGGUCAAGAACUUUGGUAUCUGGCUCCGCUACGACUCGCGAUCGGGAACGCAUAACAUGUACAAGGAGUUCCGCGACCUUACCCGUGCGGAUGCCGUCAAGAGCUUGUACCAAGACAUGGCUGCCAGGCAUCGUGCUCGCUUCCGGUCCAUCCACAUCCUCCGUGUGGUUGAGAUUCAGAAGACCGAGGACGUUCGCCGCCCCUACAUCAAGCAGCUCCUUACCCCCGGUCUCAAGUUCCCUCUCCCCCACCGCGUCGCCAAGUCACGCUCGACCUUCGUUGCCAACCGCCCUGUUACUUUCUAA
Molecule: messenger RNA, 2160 nt
Organism: Cyclocybe aegerita
Lineage: Eukaryota; Fungi; Basidiomycota; Agaricomycetes; Agaricales; Hemipholiotaceae
Source: the annotation of a GenBank genome assembly